AUGGAUAUCUUAGCUCUUGCCAGCUUUAUGAUGGCUUUUGUUGCCCGUAAAUUACCUGACAGCUUUGAUGAAGCCAACUUCAUCACCUUCAGCAUGUUGGUUCUUCCAUUUUCUCGAUGCAAUGACCCUUGUUUCCCUGGGGACGGGAAGAAAGGGAUUGAAGGGGAUCAGUUCUGCUGCUAUGACUGUGUUCCAUGCCCAGAAGGGAAGAUUUCAAAUCAAAAUGAUAUGGAUGACUGUUUUAAAUGUCCAGAAGAUCAUUAUUCAAAUGAAGAUAAGAAUGGAUGUAUCCUGAAACCAGUGGUGUUUCUAACUAUUGAAGAAUCCUUAGGAAUUGGUUUAGCCUUAUCAGCUCUUGGUUUCUUCUUCUUGACAUCUUGGGUACUUGGAACUUUUAUUAAGCACAGGGACACUCCCAUUGUUAAAGCCAACAAUCGGUCUCUCACCUACACCCUCCUUAUCUCUCUUCAGCUCUGUUUUCUCUCCUCUUUCUUCUUCCUCAGCCAACCUAGUAAAGUGACCUGCCUUCUCCGGCAAUCAACUUUUGGAAUCACAUUCUCAGUGUCCAUUUCUAGUGUGCUGGCCAAAACCAUCAUUGUGGUUGUUGCUUUCAUGGCCACUAAACCGGGAUCUCAGAUGAGGAGAUGGGUAGGGAAAAGAUUGGCUUUUUCUACUGUCCUUUCCUGCUCCUUUUUCCAAGUAUGUAUUUGUAUUCUUUGGUUGUCAACAUUUCCCCCAUUCCCUGAGUUGGACAUGCACUCACAGCUCCAAGAAAUGAUUUUACAAUGCAAUGAGGGGUCAGCUUUCUUCUUUUAUUGUGUGUUGGGCUACAUGGGUGUCUUGACUAUUGCCAGCUUUAUUGUGGCUUUUCUUGCCCGUAAAUUACCUGACACCUUUAAUGAAGCCAAAUUCAUCACCUUCAGCAUGUUUGCCUUUUGCAGUGUGUGGAUCUCCUUCUUUCCAGCCUAUCUGAGCACAAAAGGAAAAGCCAUGGUAGCUGUGGAGGUCUUUUCCAUUUUGUCCUCCAGUGCUGCAUUACUGGGAUGCAUAUUCUUGCCAAAAUGCUACAUCAUUGUUUUCCGGCCUGAACUAAACCAAAGGGAGCAUCUCACAAAGAGAAAUUAG
This is a messenger RNA of Protobothrops mucrosquamatus (brown spotted pit viper), 1125 nucleotides long. Its product is annotated as vomeronasal type-2 receptor 26-like. The record is from RefSeq and is a predicted model, not a curated record. The transcript has 3 exons. Gene Ontology annotation, cellular component: membrane. Gene Ontology annotation, biological process: G protein-coupled receptor signaling pathway. Lineage: Eukaryota; Metazoa; Chordata; Lepidosauria; Squamata; Viperidae. Bases 1 to 1125 code for a protein of 374 amino acids. Gene Ontology annotation, molecular function: G protein-coupled receptor activity.